Messenger RNA from Oryza sativa Japonica Group (Japanese rice), 999 nucleotides. RefSeq names its product putative cyclin-dependent kinase F-2. The record is from RefSeq and is a predicted model, not a curated record. Gene Ontology annotation, biological process: protein phosphorylation; intracellular signal transduction. Lineage: Eukaryota; Viridiplantae; Streptophyta; Magnoliopsida; Poales; Poaceae. Gene Ontology annotation, cellular component: cytoplasm; nucleus. Gene Ontology annotation, molecular function: protein serine/threonine kinase activity; ATP binding.
AUGGCUGCCGCGACGAUCGCCAGCAAGCACCCGGCGGCCGACGGCGGCGGCGACGCCUGCUCCGGUGCGUCGCACUGCAGUACGUUGACGAACAUCUACAACUACGACAGCCUGGGGACGCUCGGGGCGGGCGCGUGCAGCGUCGUCCGCAAGGCCCGCGAUCGCCGCACCGGCGACACGGUGGCGAUCAAGUGCUUCCACCCGCCAGGUGGAGACCUCGACGACGGCCAGCAGCAGCAGCAGCACGACGCCGUCGCGCUCGCCGGCCGGGAACGCGACUGCCUCGCCGCGUGCCGCGGCAGCCCGUCCGUCGUGCAGCUUCUCGACGUCGCCGCCGACCCAUGGAACAGCGGCGACGUGUACCUCGUCAUGGAGUUCGUCGGCACCCGCACGCUCCGCGACCUCACCGUCGGCCGUCCCUUCUCGGAGGCCGAGACCCGCGCCCUGAUGCGGCAGCUCCUCGCUGGCGCCGCGGCGAUCCACGGCGCCGGCCUGAUCCACCGCGACGUCAAGCCGGCAAACAUCCUCGUCGGCCCGGGCUGCGUCCUCAAGUACUGCGACUUCGGCGACGCCACGCCGGUCAUGCCGCCGUAUGAGGAAUUCUUGGUCGGCACGCUCCGGUUCACCUCGCCGGAGGAGGUCGCCGGCGACCGGUUCUACGGCCAGGGCGUGGACAUGUGGGCGCUGGGCUGCGUGAUGGCCGAGCUCCUCACCGGCAGGUUCGUGUUCACCUCGUCGGAGACGUGUGAGGACCAUGUCCUCGACCUGCUGGACCUGCGAGAAUGCGACGUCGGAGCCGAGGACUCGCCGGCGUUCGGUGGCCUGCCGGGGCUGUCGCCGGCGGGGCGCGAGGUGCUGGCUGGGCUGCUGGCGUUCGACCACCGGGAGAGGAUGACGGCGGAGGCGGCGCUGGAGCACCGGUGGUUCACGGCGGCGGCGGACUCGCCUGCCGUACUCAGGCGCCUCGCCGACCUAGCAGCUGGGAAGAACAACAUGUAG